CCUGCAAAGAAAGAAAAGGCUUGGUGGAGCCUUGAGUCGAAAAUCACACACACGCCUAAAUAUACAUACUCGCUGUUUCCCUCAGUGCUGCAGCAGCGAGCGCCUUCCCCAUUGCGAACGUCGCAUACCAAUCGUUGUUAGCCAUGGCGCCGACGAUUAAGUCUCUUUUCCUCGAUAUGCUCCCGCCUGAGCUUCGACUUCGCAUCUACGACUACCUUCUCGUUGCAGACAAACCGUUGAAGGGUGUCAUCGCCCGACGAAACACCAGAUAUGGCCUGGAUACGAAGAUCCUUCGAGUCAACAAGCAGAUCUAUGCGGAAGCCAGGAAUGCCUUUUUUGGCAAGAACACCUUUUACGUCACAACACUGCCGAGCCAAAGCGAUGACGAUGUCGAAGGGUCCGGCGCAUUCGAACCACCACUGCAAGUCAAGGACCUCCCAUUGCUACAGCACUUGGAAAUCGAUCCAUUGUACUAUCCCAAGAAGUUGAGAACGGAGCCCAGUGUUGGAGGAUGGAAGCCCAUCUGUCCUGCUGCAGAGCGCUAUAUAAUGAACCUGACGCACUUACUCACCUUCGUCAAGUCGACACUGCUGAGUCUGAGUUUCAAGGCUGAUACGCGAUCGUAUGCGAGCUUCAGUGACGAAGUGUUCGGCGCACUGUCUUCAGAUGACGAGAGCUUGGAUGAUUCGCUGGACGUGAAGAAGGUUCUGACGGCAUUUCAUAUCAUCGAAGGCAAUCUACGGUUCACGAAGGCUGUAUCAGAGCUUGUUGCAGUGAGAAGCGUAUCGGUUGGGUUCUCCUUCCCCGAGUCAGACUUCAAGUUCAAAGUCGAGAAGCAGGAGCUGUGCAAGAGAGGGCUAUUGUUUCUGGCAUGUCAGACGGUCUUUGCGAGAACUGAGAUCAAGAUCAAGGCCAUGUUGGAGAGGCUCAGUGAUGAUGGACUGGACGAAGCGGAGGAAGCAGAGGCACAUGAGGGCGCUGCUACGUCAGACAUCACAUUAGGGGGGCAGCGCCGGGAACUGGUUGGCGUGGUGCAGGAGGCGAGGCACGUCGUGGAAAUGAUGAAGUGAGCCUGCUGGGCAGAACCGGACGACAGCAGAUGAUGAUGAUUCGAUGAUACCCAUGUUUGAAAGAGUACUGUACAUAAACC
Messenger RNA from Macroventuria anomochaeta, 1150 nucleotides. RefSeq lists its product as uncharacterized. The record is from RefSeq and is a predicted model, not a curated record. The transcript has a single exon. The coding region runs from base 144 to 1070 and encodes 308 amino acids. Lineage: Eukaryota; Fungi; Ascomycota; Dothideomycetes; Pleosporales; Didymellaceae.